GACGUUAUACUUAAAAGUAACUUGCUACUGUUGAGACUGUAAUCGAUUUUCUGUUGAAAAAUGAUUGUGUUCAGCAUUUUCAUUACUGUCGUUCUGAUUAUUUUUCUAAACUAUUGCUGGAAACGGCGAAAUUGGUAUCGCGCGUCUUGGAAUCUGCCCGGCAUCUUGUCAUUGCCCAUAAUUGGUGGAGCGUACAUAUUUUGGAAUACAACAGAUAUCUUGGCGAGAGGGGCGGAGUACCUGCAGAAAAUUGGGGCAGUUGGAUUACCCUUCGGUUUUUGGCUGGGUCCACGGUUCGCUAUUAUUGUUACGAGUCCAGAAGAUGCUGAAAUCGUUAUCAAUCAUCCCAGUUCGAUGCAUAAGGGCUCUUUCUACGAAGUUGCUAUAGAAGGGAUGGGCGGUCAAGGACUGCUUACUGCUUCGGGCGAUUAUUGGAAAUAUCACAGAAAACUUCUGGAUCCCACGAUUCAAAAUACCAAGAUACUGAACAGCUAUUAUCCCACCAUAAACAGCACAUUAAGGAUUCUGAUGGACAUUUUGAACGAAAAGAGUCCAAAUGAAACUUUUGAUAUUUUUUCACGUAUCGAUGCCUGCAGUUUCGACCUGUUUGCUAAAAGCACAUUGGGAGUCGAUUGCAACGUUCAGAGGGAGCAUUGUUCAUUUUUUGAAUCACUCAAUGAAGCUCUUGUCGUGGUACGUAAAAGAGUGUUAGAGCCGAUGUAUAAUAUAAGACCAAUAUUCAGAUUGUCCAAAUUAUAUCCGAUGGCGAAAAGAGCGACGGCAGGUAUGCGAGCCGUCGUUCAAGACAUUAUUCGGAAAAGAAUGAUCGCGCUCGCUAGUAGCGAUCAGAGCCAUCAAGUGGAAGACGAAUAUGAAAAACGAUUAAGAAUCUUUGUCGAUGAAGCCAUUCAGUUGACGACCGAACAGAAGUGCUUUACAGAAGAUGAGCUGAUAAACGAAUCGUUGACUAUAUUAAUGACGGGAUUCGAAACGUCAGCUGUUUCUAUUGCUAACACUGUUCUUAUGCUCGCAAUGCAUCCACAAUACCAGGAGAAGGUCUAUGAGGAAAUUCAAAAAAUCUGCCCAAACAACGAUGGAGAUGUAACAUCCGAACAUUUGAAGGAACUGUUAUUCACAGAACAAUGUAUUAAGGAGUCAAUGAGAUUGAUCCCAACGGUGCCGCUCACAUCUCGUUUAGCUACGGAAGAUUUUUAUAUCGGUGAAACCUAUGUGCCAGCCGGAUGUGAAGUAGCCCUAUUUUUAUAUGUGUUGCAUCGGAAUAAAAAUGUUUGGGGAAACGAUGCCAAUAUAUACAAUCCCGACCGUUUCUUACCGGAAAGGUUUGAAAAACAACAUCCGUACUCAUACUUACCAUACAGUGCCGGCCCCAGGAAUUGCAUAGGCAAGAAGUACGCUCAAAUUGUUAUUCGUAUGUUUAUCGUAUGGCUUGUGCGCAAUUUUAAAUUUACCACUGACCUGAAAUUCGAGGAAUUGUCACUUAAGUGGAUGGUUGUAUUGAAAGCGAAUCAGGGCUAUCCAGUUAGAAUUGAAAAACGAUUGGCAAAAUAAAAUUAUUUGUUCG
Messenger RNA from Bradysia coprophila, 1582 nucleotides. RefSeq names its product putative cytochrome P450 313a4. The record is from RefSeq and is a predicted model, not a curated record. Lineage: Eukaryota; Metazoa; Arthropoda; Insecta; Diptera; Sciaridae. Gene Ontology annotation, molecular function: monooxygenase activity; heme binding; oxidoreductase activity, acting on paired donors, with incorporation or reduction of molecular oxygen.